Molecule: messenger RNA, 699 nt
Organism: Aspergillus tanneri
Lineage: Eukaryota; Fungi; Ascomycota; Eurotiomycetes; Eurotiales; Aspergillaceae
Product: putative transcription initiation factor subunit (TAF30)
Exons: 7
Coding region: 1-699 (232 amino acids)
Biological process (GO): regulation of transcription by RNA polymerase II; chromatin remodeling
Cellular component (GO): Swr1 complex; NuA4 histone acetyltransferase complex
Molecular function (GO): histone binding
Source: RefSeq, a predicted model, not a curated record
AUGCCUGAUGUUAAACGGAAUAUCCGACUAGUCACUGAACAGCAUGUUGUGAACAAAGACUCGGGCGUUGAAGGGUUCCCUCUCCGAUCGUGGUCGAUUGAGAUCUACGUCGUCAAUGAUCACGGAGAACAAGUUGCGGCAAAUGUUUUCGACAAGGUGACAUACACAUUGCAUCCUAGUUUCGGCGAUCGAGCUAUUCAAACGUUCAAGAGCCCUCCAUUCAGAAUCCAGGAGGAAGGAUGGGGUGAAUUCGACCUGCAGAUUGGCCUCACUGCCGCUGACAAGGAGCACUACGUGACACAUGACCUGAACUUUGCGCAGACGCGCUAUGAAUCCAAACAUGUCAUUACAUUUAAAAACCCCAAGCCUGCUUUAUUGGCUUUGCUUCGUGAAUCUGGCCCCGUCCCCGGGGACGAGAAUGGUGUGAAAUCCAAGCGUUCCGUAGGAGCCGACGAAGGAUCCAAGAAGAAGAAACGGACAGAAAAGAAUGUCGACAUGGAUAAACUUGCCGACGGCCUCCAGAAACUUGGGGAAGACGACCUUCUGCAGGUGGUGCAGAUGGUGCACGACAAUAAGGCACCAGACUCGUAUACCAAGAAUGAUGUUGAGCAGGGCGAAUUCCAUGUCGACCUUUAUACCCUACCGGAUAAUCUAAUCAAGAUGCUGUGGGAUUUCACGCAAGAGAAGGGUGCUCUGUGA